AUGCCGGACAAAAUUGAGGGAACAAUUGGCUGUGAGCUGCAGGUGAACUACAACAACAUUGAGAAGGUCUUGUGGGAGCCUUUUGUAGAACCUUGGAAAGUUCUGUCGAGCAUGAGCAGAAAGCAUGACGAGAGUGCCCUUUUGAAUAGUGCAAUGAUGACAGACAUUCACCUUGAAUCUACAGCACAGCUCAACUUGAAUAUUACUGAGUCCCUUGUUGAGGUUGUUUUGAGGGCAAUUGAGAUGAUCAAGGAUGCAUGGGGCUUUAUGGGCAUGACAGAAAGUUCUAAGUUCUUAAAUUCUCGGAUUAGAGAAAAUCUAGAAACCGGAAGAUAUGCUCCAUAUAUACUACAGAACUUGACUGCUCUGCCUCUUGUAUAUAAUGUCUGCCAAGGGCAAGUCAGGGCUGAUGAUAUGGAUUUGUCUCAGUCAAAAUGUCUUCUGCAGCCUGGGUCUUCUACUCCAGUUUAUGUCAAUGAAUCUCCUGAGGAACAGCUUUUCCCUGUGGCUGCACCAUUUUCUGGAGGGACAAAAAUCAUCACCUUCCAGCACAGAUACGUGAUAAGUAACGCAUGCACUAAAAAAUUGUGUUAUAAGCAGAAGGGAACCGCUUUUGCUGUUUCACUGGAAGCUGGACGGCAUUCCCAUAUUCAGUGGAUUGAUACAAGAAGGGAAUUAUUGAUUUCUGUUCGUUUUGAUGAACCUGGAUGGGAGUGGUCUGGAUGCUUCUUGCCGGAGCAGCUAGGUGAUACUCAAAUUAAAAUGAGAAAUUAUAUCUCAGGUGCAAUCAAUAUGAUACGUGUGGAAGUGCAGAGUGCUGAUGUUUCCAUCAGAGAAGAAAAGAUUGUUGGAAGCCCCCAUGGGAACUCUGGGACAAACUUGAUUCUUUUAUCUGAUGAUGAUACAGGCUUUAUGCCCUACAGAAUUGACAACAUGUCUAGGGAGAGGUUGCGAAUUUACCAGCCAAGAUGCGAAUCUUUUGAAACAUUGGUUCAAUCUUACACUUCUGCCCCUUAUGCUUGGGAUGAACCGUGCUAUCCACAUCGUCUUACCGUUGAGGUACCUGGUGAACGUGUUUUAGGAUCAUAUGCUCUUGAUGACAUAGAAGUUCAGUCAUUUGUGUACUUACCUGCAACUUCAGAGAAGCCUGAAAGAAAUUUGCUCAUUUCUGUCCAUUCUGAAGGAGCUAUUAAGGUUCUUAGUAUUGUUGAUUCAAGUUACCAUGUUUUGAAUGAUUUGAAGAGUCUGCAUGUUCCUCGGCUGAAAGAUAAAAGAAAACCUAUUCAGAAGUAUGAAACUUCUGUUCAUUGCAAGGAAAGAAUAUCAGUUGACAUACCCUUUCUUGGAAUCUCUUUGAUGAAUUCUCAUCCUGAGGAGUUGCUCUUUGCUUGUGCCAAGAACAUGAAAGUUAAUUUUGUACAGAGCUUGGAUCAACAACAGUUUAACUUACAAGUUUCAUCCUUGCAAAUUGAUAAUCAGUUGAAUAUUACUCCAUACCCUGUAAUCCUCUCUUUUGACCAUGGAAACAAGGGCAAUCUGGUCAACCAGGUGAAGUAUAAAGAGGAUAGUACCAAAAUGGCAAGUGGAAGUAUGCCCCAAAUUUCUUAUCGUGAACCAGUGUUCUCCUUAGCUGUGGCAAAGUGGAGGAACAAAGAUACAUUGGUUUCAUUUGAACAUAUAAGCCUCAGAAUUGCAGAUUUUUAUCUCGAGAUCGAGCAAGAAGUAGUAUUGAGAUUGUUUGACUUCUUUAAAACCUUAUCUUCAAGGUUGGAGAGCAGAAUUUUCCAACACAUGGGCUCCACACACCAUCAAUUGUUUCCUGAUUUUGAAUUUUCUAGGAAUGCCCCUGUAGAUGUUGGAAAACAUUUGUGUUCCACUAACAUUACAAUGCUUAAUAAAGAUAACAAAAGAAGCUGUUUGCUACCUAAAAUGGUCCCAACUGGAGCUCCAUGGCAGCAAAUUCACCUUCUUGCCCGAAAGCAGAAGAAAAUCUACGUUGAAUCAUUUGAUAUGGCACCAAUUAAGUUCACAUUGAGCUUUUCCAGCAGUCCGUGGAUGCUUAGAAAUGGGGUUCUUACAUCAGGGGAAUCUCUUAUCCAUAGAGGUCUUAUGGCUCUUGCUGAUGUUGAGGGAGCAAAAAUUCAUCUUAAUCAACUGAUCCUUUCACACCAGCUAGCUAGCUGGGAAUCCAUCCAAGAGAUUCUUAUUAGCCAUUACACUCGACAGUUUCUACAUGAGAUGUACAAGGUUUUUGGUUCUGCUGGCGUCAUAGGAAAUCCUAUGGGAUUUGCGAGGAGUCUAGGUCUUGGCAUCAAGGAUUUCUUAUCGCUUCCUAUCUGGAAUGUUUUUCAGGUAUAUCACCUUAACUGUGAUCCAUUUUCUUGCUAA
Molecule: messenger RNA, 2388 nt
Organism: Olea europaea var. sylvestris
Lineage: Eukaryota; Viridiplantae; Streptophyta; Magnoliopsida; Lamiales; Oleaceae
Product: putative vacuolar protein sorting-associated protein 13D
Exons: 15
Coding region: 1-2388 (795 amino acids)
Biological process (GO): protein retention in Golgi apparatus; protein targeting to vacuole
Cellular component (GO): extrinsic component of membrane
Source: RefSeq, a predicted model, not a curated record